This is a messenger RNA of Belonocnema kinseyi, 2038 nucleotides long. RefSeq names its product histone PARylation factor 1 (gene Hpf1). The record is from RefSeq and is a predicted model, not a curated record. Gene Ontology annotation, molecular function: histone binding; poly-ADP-D-ribose binding. The transcript has 4 exons. Gene Ontology annotation, cellular component: nucleus. Bases 130 to 1554 code for a protein of 474 amino acids. Gene Ontology annotation, biological process: regulation of protein ADP-ribosylation; DNA damage response. NCBI's taxonomy places the organism in Eukaryota, Metazoa, Arthropoda, Insecta, Hymenoptera, Cynipidae.
GAGGCGAGAGUGGGAGAGAGAGAAUGCAACGCAAGUGAACGAUCCGACUGAUUCGCUUCGCGCCUAUCGAAUUUCUCUCGCGUUUUCUACUUUUGUCUCUCAGAAAACGGGCGUCCGAUUUUUGCCAAAAUGUAUAAAAAUCCUAAAGAUAUGAACGAGGAUGAGAUCAAGCAAUAUAAAGACGAUCCGCGUUAUUCAUGUCAAUUUGGUGUUAAGUGUUACCAAAAGAAUCCGGUGCAUCAUAAAAAAUACAAACAUCCGCCGAAAAGUGAACAGCAAAAAAAGAAGGAAGAAGAUGCAACAAAAUUAGAGAUGGGAGAGAAAAGGAAGGCCGAGGACGAUCCCGAUUCGCCCACGAAAACGCCACCUGGUUCGCCGCAGGCGAAACAUCUCGACAAAAAGCAGAAUAAUAGUGCCGAUGCAAUUCCGGAAUGUUCAUCCUCGCCAGAGAAAAAAUCCGAGGAAAUCGAUCAGUCAAAAACGAACGAUGUCGCAGCUUCCGAAAGAGGCUCGGAGGAGCAAAAAAAGCGUGAACUCUCCCCGUCGCCCGAGAAGGAAACUGAAAAAUCUGAUUCGAAAAUUGUAGAAAAAGAUGGAAAAAUUGAUGAAAAUUCGUCUUCCGAGGAUCAUCAGCAGGAAAUCUCCAAGUUAUUUCUAACGGAAAUGCCCCAAGAUUUUUACCAGUUUUACGACUUCUGCAAGGAAAACUCGAAGGAAAAUCCUGCCCUGGCUCUGAAAAUUGUCGAUUUGAAACUCGUCGGGCCCUUCGAUCUUCUUCUGGGCGGUAAAUUUUCGCAAAUUGAGGACAAGGGUACAAUUUUGACGCACUGGAGAUAUUUCUACGACCCUCCGGAAUUUCAGACCAUUUUAAAAGGAAACGACAAGGACGGAUUGCACUUUGGAUAUUGGAGAGACGAUCCGACGAAAAUGCCCGUUUUUAUAGCUAGAAACGACGCCAAUGUUUCCUGCAAAAUUGUUCCAGUUGCUGAAAAUUUAUUUGGAACUGUCGACGCUUAUUUGGAGGAGAGGAUUAAAUUGGCGAAUCCUUUUGAGAAGGCGACAAUCGCUCGUCUCCAGCAGAAAGUGAAAGCUUUCGCGAAAGAGAAGAAUAUUAGUCUGGAAAAACAUACGCCAGGAAUGAAGGAAAGGGAGAGGAAAGUCGUGGCGAGGACUUUGCAUGGAGCUGGCAUUGUCGCUCCUUACGACCGGAAAACGCAAGUUGGCUAUCGGAAAUUGGCCACAAGUGAAGCCGAUCUGCAAAAAAUGUUGAAGAAAAUCAAGGAAGCGGAGACGGAUGAGGAGAGAAAGUCGGCAAUGUCGGAUCUGCAGGAAGUGAUUCGCUGGGCGACAAUAGCCGCCGACGAGUGUGAUUUCGGGACUUGUUUAGAAUUGGGCCACGAUCUCUUCUCGAGCGGCGUGUCUCAAGUCCAGGACAUGGCCCUGCAGAUGCUCUCAAUCGCCUACGGCCAAAUUGAUCGUCCCGCUUUUCUCAAAAUUGCCGAGGCGCAUUUCAAGGAUAGGAAGACAGGAUCCACUUCACUCAGCAUUCUCUAAGUCCCGAAAGGAAAAUCAAGAACCAACUGUACACAAGUUUAGGUGCCUUCUUCUUAUACUUCUUCUUCUUCUUCUUCUUCUUCUUCGAAACCAUCGCCAACUUUCCGUCACAUUCAAUCUAGCAAUCCACUUUUCUUCAUUAUUCUCCUAGGUAUAUUAUAUUAUUCCUGCCUUUUUUUUUAUUUAUUCGAAUCGAUAGUGCUGAAGAUGAGUCGGAAAAUGUACCAGUCUUCCUAGUAUUAUUAUAGAUUUUAAAUUGAAAGAAGUGGGAAGGAAGGAACGAGAGUUGAAGUGGGGUGGAUGCUUAUUUAUUUAAGGAGCCUUUCGAUCAAUCUCGGUUGCAAUCUCAGAUUAUUUAUUUCAAUCAGGAAUUCACUGAGAUACAUUUUCGGAUUAUUUAUAUCUUCGGGAUUAUGAAAUACUUUUUAUAUUUUUUUUUUAAGGGAUCAAGUAAACUGUAUUUAAUAAAAAUUCGAUAGAAUGA